AUGACCACUUUAACUCACCGGGCCCGUCGUACUGAAGUAGGGAAGAAUUUUGAAAAGAAGGUAGAAAGUGAGGAAGACAUGAAUCAAGACCGAAAUCAAGACAAUGAGGACACUGGAGAUUCUAAGGAUAUCCGCCUCACCCUUAUGGAAGAAGUAUUGCUCCUGGGACUAAAAGAUAAAGAGGGUUACACAUCUUUCUGGAAUGACUGCAUAUCAUCUGGCCUGCGAGGUGGCAUCCUGAUAGAGCUGGCCAUGCGAGGUCGAAUCUAUCUAGAACCCCCCACCAUGCGUAAGAAGCGACUACUAGACAGAAAGGUACUGCUAAAGUCAGACAGCCCAACGGGUGAUGUUUUACUGGAUGAAACUCUCAAGCACAUCAAAGCAACUGAACCCACAGAAACUGUCCAAACAUGGAUAGAGCUACUCACCGGUGAGACCUGGAACCCUUUCAAAUUACAGUACCAGCUGAGAAAUGUGAGAGAGAGAAUUGCAAAGAACCUAGUAGAGAAGGGUAUUCUAACCACUGAGAAGCAGAAUUUCCUCCUAUUUGACAUGACUACUCACCCAGUGACCAAUACAACAGAGAAGCAACGACUAGUGAAAAAACUUCAAGAUAGUGUCCUAGAGCGGUGGGUAAAUGACCCUCAGCGUAUGGACAAGCGAACACUGGCACUGCUGGUGCUGGCCCACUCCUCCGAUGUGCUAGAGAAUGUCUUCUCCUCUCUGACAGAUGACAAGUACGAUAUGGCAAUGAAUCGAGCCAAGGACCUAGUAGAACUGGACCCUGAGGUAGAGGGGACAAAGCACAGUGCCACAGAGAUGAUCUGGGCUGUGCUGGCAGCCUUCAAUAAAUCAUAA
This is a messenger RNA of Rangifer tarandus platyrhynchus (Svalbard reindeer), 858 nucleotides long. NCBI's taxonomy places the organism in Eukaryota, Metazoa, Chordata, Mammalia, Artiodactyla, Cervidae. The record is from the annotation of a GenBank genome assembly.